This is a messenger RNA of Plectropomus leopardus (leopard coralgrouper), 3060 nucleotides long. It is a transcript of the gene slc44a4, whose product is annotated as solute carrier family 44 member 4. Gene Ontology annotation, biological process: choline transport; thiamine pyrophosphate transmembrane transport. The record is from RefSeq and is a predicted model, not a curated record. Gene Ontology annotation, molecular function: thiamine pyrophosphate transmembrane transporter activity. Gene Ontology annotation, cellular component: plasma membrane. Lineage: Eukaryota; Metazoa; Chordata; Actinopteri; Perciformes; Serranidae.
GUGCCGUCACUGCCUAGUUACAACCGCCAGGAAGAAAAAGAUUUAACUUAGUAACCAGGUCCGCUCAGACACGGUGGAGCUCGGUUUAAACGCUGUUUUAGAGCUUUUAUCUUGUUUUUAGCAAAGUUUUACGGUUAAUUUUUGAAGUUGAGGCAGAAAAAGGUGGAGGUUAAAGGCGGAGAAUGGGCAAAAAACAGGAGGAAAACCCGGACUCAGAGUACGGAGAACCUGCUCAGUUUGACCCAAACUUCAAUGGACCCAUAAAGAAAAGGGGAUGCACUGAUAUAAUCUGCUGCAUCCUGUUCAUGGCUGUCAUCCUCGGCUACAUAGCAGUCGGGAUUUUAGCUUGGCUCUAUGGAGAUCCAAGACAUGUUCUUUAUCCAAGAAACUCAACCGGGUGGUUCUGUGGCAUCACACCAAAUCAAGGCCGACCCAGCCUGCUCUACAUGGACAUUCUUAAAUGUGCCACAUCCGUUAAUGUUAUGGCAACUGCUCUCAACGGUUUUCAGUGUCCAACCACACAGGUGUGCGUUUCAACCUGUCCCUCUGAGUUCUGGGCUGUGGGAAUACUGGAAUAUACCAAAAAGCCAGCAGAAGUUUUCAAUCAAAGCCUCUGUGUGCCACACUUAGACCUGGCAACUACUGAACUGAGUGUUAAAGAGAUUGUGGACAAGGAGCUGUGUCCUUUCUUCUUAAUGCCUACAACCUCUGUGCUGGGGAGAUGUUUACCCGAUAUCACAAAACUGGCAGAUAUCCCUGCAGAGUUUUCCAAAGUUCCAGGAUUACCCUCCUCUGUCAAUGAAACAUCCUCCCUAAUCAUGAACGGCACUGGUGAUAUUGUGAGAGGCUUCAAUGCCAGAGAGAUUGGCGUCCGAAUCUUUGAGGAUUUUGCAUCGUCAUGGCCGUGGAUCCUGCUCGGUCUGCUAAUAGCCAUGGUGCUCAGUCUGCUGUUCCUGUUGCUGUUGAGAUUCACUGCUCCAGUCAUGGUGUGGGUGCUCAUCAUAGGAGUCCUGGGUGCCGGGGCGUAUGGUAUAUAUCACUGCUACUGGGAGUACGAGAACUACAGGAAGGCCUCCGCUUCCAUCACUGACAUUGGUUUCACCACUAACUUCAAUGUUUACCUGCAAGUCAAAGAGACCUGGCUGGCCUUUUUAAUAAUCAUAUCUGUGGCGGAGGCGAUCAUUCUCCUGACGAUCAUUUUCCUGCGGACCAGAAUCCUCAUAGCCAUCGCCCUCAUCCAGGAGUCCAGCAAGGCAAUCAGUCACAUGAUGUCCACUCUGCUGUACCCUCUGGUCACCUUUGUUCUCCUCGUGGUGUGUGUCGCCUACUGGGGCGCCACUGCUCUAUAUUUGGCUACUUCAGGAGGCCCAGUCUACAAAGUGGUGGCUCUCAACUCCAGUGUUGAUGGUUGUGGGAGUAUUAACGGCACCGUGGACUGUGACCCACAGAAAUUCAACUCCUCAGAUUACCCAGACUGCCCCUCAGCCAGCUGCAUCUUCAUCAAAUACAACAGCGAGGGCGUCUUCCAGAGGAACCUUUUUAACCUGCAGAUCUACAACGUGGUGGCUUUUCUCUGGUGUGUCAACUUCGUCCUCGCUUUGGGGCAGUGUACGUUGGCGGGGGCCUUUGCCUCCUACUACUGGGCCUUCACCAAACCGGGCGAUAUCCCAACAUUUCCCUUGUCUGCGAGCUUCAUACGAACACUCAGGUACCAUGUGGGCUCUUUGGCGUUUGGUGCUUUGAUUCUGACGCUGGUGCAGUUAGUGAGGAUCAUUCUUGAGUACAUUGACCACAAAACAAGAGCGGCGCAGAAUCCAUGUGCACGUUUCGUGCUGUGUUGCAUGAAGUGCUGCCUCUGGUGUCUGGAGAAGUUCAUCAAGUUCCUCAACAGGAACGCUUACAUCAUGAUUGCCAUUUAUGGGAAAAACUUCUGCGUCUCCGCCAAAAAUGCUUUCAUGCUGCUUAUGAGGAAUGUAAUAAGGGUUGUGGUGCUUGAUAAAGUCACAGACCUGCUGUUGUUCUUUGGGAAGCUCCUGGUGGUCGCAGGAGUCGGCGUUUUGUCCUUCUUCUUCUUCUCUGGUCGAAUACUGCUACCAGGAGACACUUUCCGCGCUGAAACCCUUAACUACUACUGGAUGCCAAUCAUUACGGUGGUGUUUGGUAGCUAUCUCAUAGCUCAUGGAUUCUUCAGUGUGUACAACAUGUGUGUGGACACACUCUUCCUCUGCUUCUUGGAGGACUUGGAGCGUAACGACGGAUCUCUACAGAAGCCGUACUUUAUGUCCAAAAACCUCAUGAAGAUCCUCAACAAAUCCAACAAAGCACCAAAAAAGGGGAAAGGGAAAGACUGAAGAUCCAAACCUCAUGAAACCAAACACACAAGGUGUCAAAGAUUUUCAGGAUACCUAAAUUUGCAUCUUUUAAACUCUCAACACUCCAUUUUUUCCACAAUGUUUACCAAAACCAAUAUGCUGAUUUUGCACUUUUUAAAUCUUGUUGGGGUUUUUUUUUACUGUGUAUGUAUAUAUGUAGUAUUAUUGAUCGUGCACAUGAAAGGACUGAGCUUGUGAAUGCAGGUAAUGAAAACAUUUUCAGUUGGAAGGUGCCCUACGUGACCUAUUUCUUUGUUUGCUUAAAUAAUGUUUAAUUUGUCUUAUAAUGACUGAGAGUCCCAAAAUAUUAUUAUUCAUAUAUAUUCAUAUGACUUAACAUUGAGGCUGCACACUUCAGAAAUUUUAGAGUGAUUUCUUCGUAAAGGACUCGAAUGUGAUUUAUUCAGAUAGAACAAAAAAAAUGGCAAAUGACUAUUGCAAAAAAAAAAUUUCUUUUAAGUAGUAGAUAUUUGCAAAGUAAAAAAAAAGUUUUAUAAAUACAACAUAUUUUUAUGACCAUGAUAUUGAUUGUAUUGAAAAUACUGUAAUAAUGUUGUAAAUAUGACUGUACAUAACCCAUCAGUAAACUACCAUGUUUGGAAUCAUUUUCUAAUGUUAUUAGAUUACCCAUUUCAGAACAAAAUACAAAAAUACAAAAAAAAAUUCCACAUUUUACUUUUUUUCCCUC